AAUGAUGCGCAGCCAUUAGAAUUCCCUGAUAUAAGUGAUGUUCCUCACACGCUUAAUGCUAGCUACUUUGGGAGUUUUCCAGUUGAAAGAAAACCCAUGCUUGAAGUUAUUACAAGUUUGAGCAUUAAGUUUAGUCUGCAAAAAUCAUUGGCUGCAUUUGAUAAUGAUCCCACAUUUAUCAUGAAAGACUGCUUCGAAAGUCCAUUACAUUUUUGGAAUCUUGAACUUACAGAUACUGAUAAAGAGCAACGAUAUGAUGCCGAAUUGAAAUUAAGUUUUAAUGUGUUAUGUAAACUGAGAAAGGCAACUGUUGAAAAACUAGAGAACGAUCGACAAAAAAUAUUCUCUAUUUGUCAAAAUGUUCGUCGAUCAAGAAUUGCUGGAUCAGUCACAUCACUAGUUGGAGGAGGUUUAGCAGUAAUUGGUCUUGGGUUGAUACCAGUCACUUUUGGAGGCUCAAUAGCAUUAUCUGUUAUAGGAGCUGGUGUAGGAGUAGCUGGUGGGGCUGUAUCUAUAGCUUCUACUGUAACAGACAAAUUGAUUUCUAAGCAUAAACUUAAGAAAGCCAAAGCAGUAAUAGACGUUGACAAACAGCUGAUGGAGCAAGUAAAUGAAAUCUUUAUGGAACGAUACGCAAGCAUAGCAAUAAAAGAAGAAGCUGUUGCAUUUAUACUUCAAAGUCGCCAGUUGCUAAGAACUGGAGCUGUUGCUGCUACAAGUGGAGUACAAGUAGCAGCUCGAUCGGCAUUCCAUGGUGGUGCGUUUACAUUGAGAGUGACUGGAGCGGCAACAAGGGGAGUUGUUAUAGCAGGAGGAGUAGCUACUGUCCUCACUGUGCCACUAGAUCUUGGUGAAUUGAUUUAUAAUUCUGUCAAGCUGUACAAUAAAUCAGAAACUAAAGCUACGAAGUGGUUUGAUGAGCAAUUAGAUAUGUUACGUGCGACUCUGGAAAAACUACAGACCCAAAAUAAUUACUGUGAGACCAAUGACAUACUAAACGAACAUGCAGUGCUAGAAGAAGGAGAAGUUUAAGUAUCUAGUUAUGUGCAUGCUAAUUGUUAUUGUUAAUAUUAAGUUUUAUCAGGAAUGCAUAGUUUCAUAGAAUUGAUGUUAGUUACAAUGUUACAUGCUUUGUGAUGCAAGAAUGCAGACACAUUAUUCUUGAUUGUUAGUUUAAUAUUUUUAUCUCUGUGA
Messenger RNA from Amphimedon queenslandica, 1194 nucleotides. RefSeq lists its product as uncharacterized. Gene Ontology annotation, biological process: lipid transport; lipoprotein metabolic process. Gene Ontology annotation, cellular component: extracellular region; membrane. The transcript is spliced from 2 exons. NCBI's taxonomy places the organism in Eukaryota, Metazoa, Porifera, Demospongiae, Haplosclerida, Niphatidae. The record is from RefSeq and is a predicted model, not a curated record. Gene Ontology annotation, molecular function: lipid binding. Bases 97 to 1032 code for a protein of 311 amino acids.